UAAUAGUGUGGACUUAGGGAAGAAGGUUUCCGCAUCUCAUCAAAUGCCAGAUGUUUUUUUUACUUUGACAAUUGUACGGCUUCGAUUUUCCGGCUUCCGAAUCUCGCCAACCAACACGGCGAAACACAACACCUACUCUCUCUGUCUCUCAUGCCCACUAUUUAGCUUUUUUACUGUUGUCUGAAUAGAGUUUGUCUCUGUUUCCAACACCCCUCUCUCUCUCUCUCUCUCUCUCUCUCUCUCUCUUUCUGCCGCUAAUGGCGGUGUUUUAAAAAAACCUUUUCACUUUCCCUCUUAUGAAAUCAUUUUACAUUUUUAAGUAUAUUAUCUCUCAUCGCAUGAGAAUCAUCUAGAGUCUACUAGACCCCAUUCUCUGUUCUUCUUCUUCGUAUGAAUAGAUGGACAAACUGAAAAAGUCCUUCAAAUCAAUCCAUGAUCAAAAGCAAACCCCCCAAAACCACUCCUCUGAAGACCCCCGUCUCAUCUUGCUUCAACAGCAAGACGAUCCGAUGGCUCAGAGCCACCGCAAAGAAGUCAUCGUCAAAAUUAACGCCCCAGACACUCCUAAAGAGACGGAGCUCACUUCCCAUUCACCGUCACCGUCUCCGUCACCUCCGGCGCCACAUUCCGGUAAGAGUGGAAACGGAAUAUGGAGAGACUCGAGCUACGAUUUCUCCAACGACGCGACUAAAGUCUCCAAAGAGUUCGAGUUCGGCACCGAGUCGCCUCUCUCUCAGUGCUCGCGACCCGGUUUGUCGAAGAUCGCGGAGAGUCCGAGUCACGGCCAGUUCACGCCGAGGGAAGUUAGGGUUUCGUUUAACGAAGGUACUUCCGAACCGGUUCAGCGCCGGUCCAAUGUCAGCGGCGGCGUCCGUGGCGCCGCCGCCGAAGACGAGGUGUUGGUUUGUAGUUCCAACUCUUCGUUUCGCCGGAAAUCGAGUUUGUUGAAUGCGAAGACGAAGUCGAGACUGAUGGACCCGCCGGAGCAAGAUCAGAGAUCUCAGAGGAUGAUGAAAUCUGGGUUUUUGGGUAGAAGCAGUGAAAUCGACGAGGACGAUCCAUUUUUGGAUGAAGAUUUGCCUGAAGAGUACAAGAUGAUGAAGUUCAGUACAUGGUCUGUGAUUCAAUUGGUGAGUUUGAUUUUGAUUAUUGCUGCUUUAGCUUGUACCCUUGCAAUUCCCAGAUUUAGGAAGAAAAGAUUGUUCGAACUUGAAUUGUGGAAAUGGGAACUCAUGAUUUUGGUUCUGAUCUCGGGUCGAUUAGUCUCUGGUUGGGCUAUUCGCAUUGUUGUGUUCUUCAUUGAGCGCAAUUUUCUGUUGCGAAAGAGGGUUUUGUAUUUCGUGUAUGGGGUUAGGAAUGCUGUUCAGAAUUGCAUUUGGUUGAGUCUUGUCUUGAUUGCUUGGCAAUGUAUUUUUGACAAAAGGGUUGAGAGAGUGACUAAUAGGCAGGUCUUGCCUUUUGUAACUAGGAUUUGGAUUUGUCUUUUGGUGGGUACAUUGAUAUGGCUUCUCAAAACUCUUCUUCUUAAAGUUCUCGCUUCGUCUUUCCAUGUGAGCACGUUUUUCGAUCGAAUUCAGGAGUCUUUGUUCAAUCAGUAUGUGAUUGAGACACUGUCUGGUCCUCCAUUGAUUGAGAUUCAGCAAGAACAGGAAGAGGAAGAGAAGGUCAUGGCUGAAGUUGAGAAAUUACAGAAUGCUGGGGCAACUAUGCCCGCUGAUCUCAGGGCGAAUGUGUUUCCGAGGAGUGGGAAAGUGAUAGGGAGUGGGAGACACCAGAAGAGCCCUAAGCUCGGGAAGAGUCCCAGAUUUUCUAGUGCUACUACGCCGCAGAAGCAAGAUGAAGGUAUCACAAUCGAUCACUUGCACAGGCUGAACCAGAAGAACGUUUCCGCUUGGAAUAUGAAGAGGUUGAUGAAUAGUGUUCGAAAAGGGUUCUUAUCAACUUUGGACGAGCAAAUCCAAGAUUCAACUGGCCAGGAUGAGUCUGCUGUUCAGAUCACAAGCGAAUGCCAGGCAAAAGCUGCAGCCAAGAAGAUAUUCUACAACGUGGCUAAGCCAAUGUCCAAAUACAUCUGCCUGGAGGAUCUGAUGCGCUUUUUGAGAGACGACGAGGCUUUGAAGACUAUGCGUCUCUUUGAAGGAGCAAGUGAAGGCAAAGGAAUCAGCAAGCGAGCUUUGAAGAAUUGGGUGGUUAAUGUAUUCAGAGAACGGAGGGCAUUGGCAUUGUCUCUCAACGAUACAAAAACAGCAGUGAACAAACUCCACCAAAUGUUGAACGUUGCUGUAGGAAUUGUCAUAGUGGUCAUCUGGCUUCUAAUACUCAAAAUUACAAGUACCCAUUUUUUUGUUUUUUUAGGCUCCCAGCUGCUUUUGGUGGCGUUUAUGUUUGGAAACACAUGCAAGACAACUUUUGAGGCCAUUAUCUUCUUGUUUGUGAUGCACCCAUUUGAUGUGGGUGAUCGUUGUGAAAUAGAUGGAGUUCAGAUGGUGGUUGAAGAGAUGAAUAUACUAACUACUAUUUUUCUGAGGUUUGAUAACCAAAAGAUCAUAUAUCCCAACAGCGUUCUAGCUACCAAACCCAUCAGCAAUUACUACCGUAGUCCAGAUAUGGGAGAUUCAAUUGAUUUCUGUAUCCACAUUGCCACUCCCAUGGACAAGAUUGCUCUGAUGAAAGAGAGAAUAACCCGGUACAUUGAAAACAAGAGUGACCAUUGGUACCCAGAUCCAAUGAUAGUCCUGAGAGAUGUAGAGGACAUGAAUAGGCUGAAAAUAUCGGUGUGGCUGUCGCAUAGGAUGAAUCAUCAGGACAUGGGUGAGAGGUGGGCGAGGCGAGCUCUUUUGGUGGAGGAGAUGAUAAAAACAUUCAGAGACCUCGAUAUUGAAUACCGAAUGUUGCCUCUUGAUGUCAAUGUCCGCAACAUGCCGGCCAUAGCUUCAAGCAGACUUCCCUCAAAUUGGACUACAUGUGCCAACUGAUCAGAGACAUGAAGAUAGGCUUUUUUCGCCAAAUGCGGGGGCUUUUUAAAUCAAAAUUCUCAAAUUCAAACAGUUCUAAACUUAUUUUUCAAACCCAACUAGUUUUAUGAAAUCGUGUUUUCAAAAGGCGACUUUAAGAUUAAAGUCAGUGUUUUGAAAACAUGAUGCGUGAAACAACUUGUGUGUUUGAGUAAUAAGUUUAAAUCUGCUUGGAUUUGAGAAUUUUUUUUUAAAACAACCUAAAAUUGGCAUUUAAAAAAAAAAUACUCCACAUGGAGAAAGAGCUACCAGGGGAGGGAAGUACUGAAACAGGCAAGAGAACCUCAAGAGAUUUCGGUGAGUGUUUUUAAGGUAGUGAUCAUUUGGACACAUAUGGAAAGGGAAUAAUUUAUUUAUACGAUGAUGUUGAAUGUUGAUGUGCACAUGCAGUUUCAAAAACUAUAAUAUAGAUGUGAUAGUUAUUAAUGUAUAUACAACUGUGUUUUUUUGGUUUUUGUUCGGUGAACUAGGUUUUGAAUAAUUUUAUAUGUACUAAUUAGUGUA
Camellia sinensis is the source of this 3518-nucleotide messenger RNA. Its product is annotated as mechanosensitive ion channel protein 6. NCBI's taxonomy places the organism in Eukaryota, Viridiplantae, Streptophyta, Magnoliopsida, Ericales, Theaceae. Gene Ontology annotation, cellular component: plasma membrane. The record is from RefSeq and is a predicted model, not a curated record. Gene Ontology annotation, molecular function: mechanosensitive monoatomic ion channel activity. Gene Ontology annotation, biological process: transmembrane transport; monoatomic anion transport.